UAUGGACUGUGCUCUUCCCCAGAUCCUUUACCCCAGACUGACGAUUUAGACCCCUGACUCACGGACUAAGCUGUGUGGGUCCACGGCGCAUUACUGUAAAAGAGAAGUUUUCAUAGAUAUUGUCCGACUCUCCCCCAUCAGAGCAAUUCAGUAGACUUCAUCAUCAUGGCGCAGUAUGAGUCCGAAACCGGAGAGAAGGGGGACACUACGCUCUAUUCAGUUGAGGGCGGAGCCACCUCACCAAGUGACCGCUCCACUGAUGAGUUCACCUGGACUGAGGAGGAGGAGACAGCUGUCCGACGCAAGCUGGACAGAGUCAUCGUGCCGCUGACCACGUUCCUCUACUUGCUGUGUUUCCUUGACCGUGCGAACGUCGGAAAUGCACGUAUCCAGGGUAUGGCAACCGACUUGAAUCUUGUUGGCUAUCGAUUCAAUUGGGUUACCUCGGUCUUUUACAUUGUCUACAUGUUUGUCGAAGUGCCAUCAAAUAUUCUUUUGAAGAAGAUUGGUCCGAAAUGGUACUUGCCGUUGCUAGUCGUUGGCUUCGGCUUUGUCUCGCUUUGCACAGCUUUCGUUCAGAGCUUCGAAGGCUUGCUGGCUGCUCGAGCCAUGCUUGGUGUCUUUGAAGGUGGUGUUAUGCCUGGUCUUGCGUUCUUCAUCACUUGCUUUUACAAGCGCAACGAGCUGUUGUUCCGUAUCGGUAUCUACGUCUCGGCUGCCAGUAUGGCUGGUGCUUUCGGUGGACUCUUAGCUACAGGAUUAGCCCGAAUUCCUGCAUGGGGUGCAUCCGGCAUGAUUAUCCACACGUGGCGCAACAUCUUCUUCUUCGAAGGUCUCUUCACUCUCCUUGUUGGACUCGGCUCACCCUUCUUGAUGCCGACAAGUCCAGGGGAGUGCUGGUUUUUGAACGAACGCGAGCGAAGGAUUGCGCACGAUCGUUUGGUUUCAAAGACUGGAGCCGGAGAGCACGAGAAGGUCCAACCUCGCCAUGUGAAGCGGGCGGUGCUCAACAUCACCAACUACAUCUGCGCGUUCGGUUUUUUCUUCAUCAACAUCACCGUCCAGGGUAUCUCUCUGUUCAUGCCCACCAUCCUGAGGGAUCUUGGCUGGACAGCCACCAAGGCCCAGCUCUACUCCGUUCCCCCGUACGUCUGCGCGUGUCUCGUAGCAAUCGGCAUCGCGUUCGCCAGCGACAAGACCAACCGCCGCGGUAUCUUCCUCGCCGUGUUCACCAUCCCCGCCAUCGCCGGCUUCGCCAUUCUUCGCUGGGUCACCGAUCCUAACGUGCGCUACGGUGGCAUCUUCCUGAUCACAAUCGGUGCAUUCCCCGGCGGUCCCGGUUUCCUCGCCUGGGCGACCAACAACGCCGGCAACCCGUCUGUACGCGCCGUAUCAACCGCCUACGUUGUCACGCUCGGCACGGCUGGUGGUAUUCUUUCGACCUGGACAUACAUCUCCAAGGACGCGCCGAAAUACCCAACGGGCCACACCAUCAACUUGGUUGGUCAGAUCUGUGUUUUGAUCUUGGCUAUUGCGGGUAUCAUCUACUCGAAGUGGGAGAACAAGCAGCGCGACCUGGGGAGGCGCGAUCACCGCCUCAACGGCUUGAACGAGGAGGAGAUCAGGGAUCUUGGAUACAGACACCCGGAGUUCCGAUACAUUCACUGAGGGUGUCAUUGGCUGGGACAGGACACGGGCCUGCAAUGGCUGGAUUUAAUAUUUAACACGUUUCC
Messenger RNA from Boeremia exigua, 1733 nucleotides. Its product is annotated as major facilitator superfamily domain-containing protein. The transcript has 7 exons. Bases 166 to 1668 code for a protein of 500 amino acids. Lineage: Eukaryota; Fungi; Ascomycota; Dothideomycetes; Pleosporales; Didymellaceae. Gene Ontology annotation, biological process: transmembrane transport. Gene Ontology annotation, cellular component: membrane. Gene Ontology annotation, molecular function: transmembrane transporter activity. The record is from RefSeq and is a predicted model, not a curated record.